Molecule: messenger RNA, 5014 nt
Organism: Bubalus bubalis (water buffalo)
Lineage: Eukaryota; Metazoa; Chordata; Mammalia; Artiodactyla; Bovidae
Gene: KCTD14
Product: potassium channel tetramerization domain containing 14
Exons: 2
Coding region: 1968-2711 (247 amino acids)
Biological process (GO): protein homooligomerization
Molecular function (GO): protein binding
Source: RefSeq, a predicted model, not a curated record
CUGUCCUGCAGUCAGACUGACACGGAUUUGAUCCCAGCUGCCACUUCCCAGGUGGCGCUAGUGGUAAAAAACCCACCUGCCAAUGUAGGAGACAUAAGAGACAGUUCAAUCUCUGGAUCAGAAAGAUCCCCUGGAGGAGGGCAUGGCAACCCACUCCAGUAUUCUUGCCUGGAGAAUCCCAUGGACUGAGGAGCCUGAUGGACUACAGUCACUGGGUUUGCAAAGAGUCAGACAAGACUGAAGCAACUUAUCCCACAGCACAGCGACUUUCUCACUUCUUGACUGGGUGAUCCUUCUUUCUGACCUUUCCUUACCUGUAAUGUGGGGAUGUUAAGAGCACCUGUGAGCUUUCAGUGGUAGAGGAGUGAGGAGAAUCCAUCAUCAAUCCACUCAGGGGUUAGAGUCUGCAACUUCCCAUUUAACUUCCUGGUUUACGGAACCACCUUUGGGUUAACCAAACACCCUUGCCAAAGAGCCUGGAGAUUUAUGGGAAAAGGAGAGAGUCACAGGUCCUGGGCUUAUUUUUCUCAAGGCUGAAUUGUUUGGCUGCUGUCAGAAUGCAUCUUUUCUCCCCUUUCCAUUCCAGCUAGCAUAACUGUCCCUUGGUAGGAGCUGUUGCUAUGGCAACUUGGUUCUUCCCCCGAAAUCUGGCAGUCUUGAGCUCUCUUAAUUCCGGUACUUUAAUCUUAGAGAUAGAGCCCACAGACAAGUUGAAAAGGAAGUCACACCUAAAUCAGACUGAAGGACAUUCAUAUACCCCUGGCCCUGCAAUGACCUGCAAUCAAGUCUCCAGUUUGGAAAUCCAGCUUUCCCUCCAACACUGUAGAUCUUUCCCACACCAUCAGCCAUCGCAUCCCCUAGGAGACCUUCCCUGACAGCCUCCAGCACUCAUCCACAGAAAGAGCCAAUCCCUUUUACCUUUGAGUCUUCCCCCUCAGCACCUACACAUUGAAACCAUCUGUUUGCUUCUCUCCUCUGUGAGCUCCUCAAGGGCAGGAACUGUGUCAUGUUCAUCUGCUUAAGAGAAGGCUUGGAUGGAAUAGGUCCUUCCUACAUUUUGUUGGAUGACUAGGAAAUGAAGAGUAGAGGUGUUUGAAGGUAGAAAAUUAACUUCUGUGAUCACUAAGUGCAAGCUUCGGGGUAAAUCAGAUUUGAGUUCAAAUCCUGUGACAUUAUCACUUAAUAACUGGUUGAUCUUGAGCAACUUAAACCUCACCUCCUUAAGCCUUAGUUUCUUCAUCUGGAAAAUGGGGGUUUACUACGUUCUUCAUAGGAUUGCUGUGAAGGUGGAGUUAGUAACUAUGUACAGUUAAUAGACUGUGAGGGGAGGUCUGCUUGUUCCUCAUUGUUCCAGCUGCCUGACACAAAGUAGGUGCAUACAUGCUUUAUUGCUGCUGCUGCUGCUAAGUCGCUUCAGUUGUGCGACCCCGUGGACGGCAGCCCACCAGGCUCCCCCAUCCCUGGGAUUCUCUAGGGAAGAACACUGGAGUGGGUUGCCAUUCCUUCUCCACAUGCUUUAUUGAAUGGAUUUUAAAUGAUGAAAGGUGUUCAGGAAGCUGGUUUGUCAGAUAAUAACUGAUGUAUCACCUCAUGUGUAAUAAUCACUAAUAGAGUAUUCGGGUAUUUUUGUUAGGUCUGUGGGGCAGCACUUAGUAUCCCCCAAAUGAAGCCUGACCCUCAGUCUCUUUUCAAAUCCCUGUCUGCAUUGGCCUGUGGGCAUCUCCAGGCAGAUACUGCGUGGGUCUUACCCACAUUCUUAGUGCUCAGCCCAAGAGAAGAGGCCUCUAAAAAUUCUGAUGAACAGCUAAAUCUAUGUUUGCACCAUACAUUACUAUUUAUGAGGCAGUUUUACACCUGCUGUAUUUGGUUUUACUGACCUUGUCACCACCAAGGAUAUUCCUGUUAUUUAAUCCCAUGGACCCUUAUUUUGAAAAAGUACCCAUCAAACACAUUCCGUUUGUUAUGUCAUGCCAACUGCAGCCAGAAUUUCUGAUCUAUACGAAAUAAGAAUUUUUAUCACCAUUCCCAGCACAGGAUGCGGACACACAGAAUCUCCGGUGGUGGAGCUGAACGUGGGGGGUGAGUUCUAUACCACCACCUUGGGCACCCUGAGGAAAUUCCCAGGCUCAAAGCUGGCAGAGAUGUUCUCCAGCCCCACCAAGGCCUGCCUGGAUGCCGAGGGACGCUUCUUCAUCGAUCGCUGCGGCACCUACUUUGGACCCAUCCUGGAGUAUCUGCGCAGUGGGCAGCUGCCCACCCAGCACAUCCCGGAGGUGUACCGUGAGGCUCAGCACUAUGAGAUCAAGCCCUUGAUCAAACACCUGGAGGACACGCCGCAGAUCUUCGGUGAGCAAGUGGCGCGGAAGCAGUUCUUGCUGCAGGUGCCAGGCUACAGCGAGAACCUGGAGCUCAUGGUGCGUCUGGCGCGGGCGGAGGCCGUGGCGGCGCGCUGCUCCCGGGUCCUGGUGUGCCUGGUACGGAAUGAAAAGGAGGAUGCAAACUGCGCAGACGCCCUGCGCUUCCUGGAGGCGAACAAAAGGUCAGUGGUCAAAUUCGGGCCUUGGAAGGCAGCCCUGGAUAUCAGUGACCUCCUGGACUGCCUGAACAUGGACAUUAAGGCCCAAGGGUACCAGGUAUGCUAUUCACACAACAGUCCGUUACCAGCCAAGGUCUCCGACUACUUCUAUACGUUCAGCUUCAGCUGGUGGUGAUCCCCAGGGGCCGGGGCUCUUUGUUAUGGGCGGUGGUGGGAAGUAUGAAAUUAAAAGUUGCCUUAAAGAGCCAUCUUUCUUUAAACUACAAACAACAACAACAACAACAACAACACAACACACAGGAGUUCCCUUGUGGUCCAGUGGUUAAGAAUCCACCUGCCCAAUGCAAGUGACAUGGGUUUGACCCUUGAUCUGGGAAUAUUCCACAUGCUGCAAGGCAACUAAGUCUGUGGGCCAGAACUACUGAGCCUGCCACUCUGGAGGUCUGCUCAGCAACCAGAGAAGCCAGCACAAUGAGAAGUCUGCCCACGAAAGCUGGGGAGUAGCCCACCCUCCAGCUUGCCACAACCAGAGAAAGCCAGUGCACAACGAAGACACAGUGCAGCUAAAAACAAACAAAUAAAAUUUAAACAAAAAACCAAAUAGACAUCAAAAAUUUCCAUGGUGGUCCAGUUGAGUUUUGCCACCAAAUGUUUGUUUCCCUCUUUGGGUUCUUUCCAUCCACUGCAACUGACUCCACUGUACUUGCCUACUGAGGUGCAGCUGUUUUCCUCCUUAAAGUCUCAUGUACCUGCCAGACCCUUCCCUGAAGUCUAACAGCAAUGUGGGGAUGAGUUGGAAUGUUUCAACAAUGCUUUGGCUGGAGAUGUGGGAUGACAGCAGAAAAGUAAUAGGAUGUCAUGAAUCUAGACAGUCAGACCUAAAAAUGUAAUCCAGCCAGCCUCAGCUUGUGGUCCACUCUUCUAGCCCUGGUGUCUGCCUUCAUGAGGAAGAUGCCACUUUAGUACUUGGAGUCAAUGCUGCUCAGAUCUUCUCUCCUGGGUGCUGUGAAUGUUGGCUGCUGAAACCUCACAAGUGUCCUCUUCUGUAGAGCAGGAGUUCUCAAAGUGUGUUUCCUAGACCAGCAGCAUCCCCAAUACCUGGGAACUUGUUAGAAAUACAGAUUCGCUAGUCCCUACCUCAGACCUACUGAAUCAGAAACUCUGGAAGUCUGCCCAGCAGUCUGUUUUAACAAGUCCUCCAGGUAAUUAUGAUGCACCCUAAUUUUGAGACCUACUCUAGGAAAGAAUUGACAUCUCACUUGUGUGGAGGUUCAGAACACUGAUCCCUCACCUCAAGGAGGAACGGGUCUGAUGUGGUUCCUAUUUUAGCUCCUUGUGGGAUCAGGCUGAAGUCAGCCUUUGCUGGACACCACAUUCCUGUUUAGCGGUCUUCUUCAACUUUACCCUGCUUUCCUCACUCCGCUUCACUUGAGAACACAUCCUCACUAAGCCACUUAAACAAGAGACUCUCUCAGGUUCUACUUCUUAACCAAAGACAUUAGGUAACUUUAAGGAGGAAACCUUCAUCCUUCUCCAAGUUCAGGUCUGGUGUAGAUAGCCCCCAUUCCCUACCUAGUUGGGAAUUCCCUACUACCAGCCAUCCUGGGCUCCCUGGGACUGAAGGUCAAGUUUAACUGCCAAGCUGUAAGAAAUUAACACUGAAUCAGGAAAUUUCAAAUUUAAACAUAAAAUUUCUCAGAACAUAGUUAUUUUCAGUGAGCAUUUUAAUUCAGUAACUGCAUCUGCUUGUAUAUAUUUUUUAUUCUCAAAGCUUGUUCUGUAUUUUUCUCUUUUUUUUGUAUUUAAUAUGGCUGACAGUUUAAAGUAGAAAAAUGCUAAAUGUCUAUUUGAACUUAAUGUCAUGAAUUAAUUCAACAUUAUUCAUAAGCAGCCAGAAAAAUGUUCAUACCCUUUGAUCAGUAAUUAUACUUCUGAGAUUUGAUUCCAGAAAGACACUCUGCUCCAUAAGAUCUAACAAGGAUUGCUUAAAAUCUCACUUUUAUGAAUUAUGGAAAAAUCAACGUCCUCCCAAAGAUUUCUGCACAUUCCAAGAAGGUCUGUCAUUUUACAGUCAGUUCUGGUUCUCUGCUCCUGCUAGAUUCAUUCAGCAUUGGGAUCAACUAGAUUUCUUAACCUGUUGUGCUGUUCUACACAAUGCUUACCCAGAGUUAACACUCAAAUCUUUUCCUUAACUUUUACAGAUGCCACUCGCACCAACUAUUUGCUCACAUAACAGGCAAAUAAAGGGAAGGGAGUUUACCACACAGAAAUGCAAACAACUUCAAAUUUAAUAUUGGGCAUAUCUAUUCUUAAAAGUGUCUUGGUCACCCUAUCACUAGAGGCUUUUCACUAGUAGAUUGUAUUUUUUUUCUACUCUUUUCUUUCUUCCCUAUUCCUGCCACGCUUCUGUGUGUGUGUGCUCAGUCAUGUCCAACUCUUUGCAACCCCAUGAACUGCAACACACCAGGCCUCUCUGUC